GGAAAUAAUAACACAAAUAUUCUCUCACCAUUUUUCUUUUGGUUUGUUUGACUCAUGUUAUUUAUCCGUCUUGACCACAGAGGCAGAUGAGAAAACGUGGACGGUGUGUUAGCCUCACUCAAUGUCACAUUCAGCCGCGUUGACAGCUUGACAAUCAGUUGGUGUCGACAAAAACGAGUGACGUAGUUGGGAACGGUAACGCAGUAGCUCCAAAAUGACGGAACGCUCCUCGUUGUUGCUACGUAAACAAUUAGCAGAGCUCAACAAGAACCCCGUGGAGGGCUUCUCUGCCGGCCUCGUAGAUGACGAUGACAUCUAUCAGUGGGAAGUGGUGGUCAUUGGACCUCAAGACACGAUCUUUGAAGGAGGGUUCUUCAAAGCCACCUUAACGUUCCCACGUGACUACCCCCUGAGGCCCCCCAAGAUGAGGUUUGUCUCAGAAAUCUGGCAUCCAAACGUGGCAAAAAAUGGAGAUGUCUGCAUAUCCAUCCUGCAUGAACCUGGCGAGGACAAGUAUGGCUACGAGAAGCCUGAGGAGCGCUGGCUGCCAAUCCAUACAGUGGAGACCAUCAUGAUCAGUGUCAUCUCCAUGCUGGCCGAUCCAAAUGGAGACUCUCCUGCCAACGUAGACGCAGCCAAAGAGUGGCGGGAGGAUCCUAAAGGAGUUUUUAAGAAAAAGGUGGCGCGAUGUGUGCGGAGGAGUCAAGAGAUGGCUUAUGACUGAGGCCCUUACUCCAGCCAUCCCCUUCGAUUGGAACUGCAGAGGGGAUUUGACAACGGGUUACACUUUACUUGGCUAGAGGACCAUGGGGCCAUCAACUAGUCACCCCGACAAGAAAAAGAAAAGACUCGCAGGAAAAAGUACCAUAUUUCUUUACUAAUUUGUGUCUUGCAGUUUGAUAUUCAUGAAUUAUGCUGAAUAGCAGAGGCAUUUAUUCAGCCAAAAGUAACAUUUUCCACCAUCAUUACACCAGGCUCCUUCUGGUCCAGCAUUCACAUUUGACUCCUACUUUCUCUCAUGUACAUACAUUUUUAGGAGAAAUCUCCUUCGAUAAAUGCAUGAUUUUGUUAUUUAGUUUACAUUUAUAUUGACCUAUUUAUUUAGAGUGUGGCUGUUUUUAAGAUGCAAAUCAUCUGUAACAGAGUUUUUGUUUGUUCAUUUUCAACCUGCCACUCUGAGCCAUCCAGUGCACAGCAGUUUUAAUUGAAUAUGCAAUUUUGCAGUCCCACUGGCUCUCGUUUUACUGCACACCCUAAGUGUUUCUGCAGAGAAAAUGAUCCUUCUCUCCCCGAUGGGCAAACUCAUCAGCCAGCGCUGCCUUAACGUCGACUGCCAGCACAGGAAACGCAUCUUCAACAAGGACUGAAUCAAACAACUCAUGGACAAACCAAAGAGAAUACAGAUUCAAAAUAUAUAUACAUACAUAUGUAUAUAUAUUUUAAAGAACAUGCUCCCUUUUUACCUCUUAAAAUAUUGUCCUUGCUUUGAUAAACUGUCAAUGCGCCUUUGAACACUGCACGUGUACAGAGAAGUCACUCACCUUGCCUGUGAGAGGCGCGAUGUUGAUAUUGUACAGUAGCGCUUGAACGAGGCAUUUUUACAGAAGACAUUCUGACGCGUCACAGGAGAAUAUCAGAAUUAAGUGGCUUGAUUCCGUUUAGCUGCUCCAGUUUCAGGGUGCUUGUACAACGUACUCUUAACGUUUGCUUUGCACCUGAACAGAAUGUAGCCACUUUAUUACAAGUCAAAAUGUCUACAGUAGUAAUUGGCUAUACAAACAACACAAUGGUUUGCUGAUCAAGUGACAUAAUGGAGCUGUACAGUAAAAAAACUGCAAUUUGUAUGGGAACCAUUUGAACAGGUAUGCUGUGAAUGAUAGUAAUAAACCUUAUUGUGGACAUGC
Molecule: messenger RNA, 1904 nt
Organism: Gasterosteus aculeatus aculeatus (three-spined stickleback)
Lineage: Eukaryota; Metazoa; Chordata; Actinopteri; Perciformes; Gasterosteidae
Product: ubiquitin-conjugating enzyme E2 G1
Source: RefSeq, a predicted model, not a curated record